GGCUGCGGGUUAACUGACGUCACUUGUGUAGUCAGAUCCGCCUUGCCGGUGGGCACCACAAAUAGAUACCUGAUGUCUAAGCCGUGUAAACAUCGCGUUCGGACAACCCAAAACAGUUUUACAUUCGUCUUUUAAAGCCAAAUUAUCAAGAUAUGGGCACGAUUAAAAAGGACAACAGGCUAACAAGUUCGCAAAGCUUCUCGUGCGUCGGCUUUGCAGGUUUAUUCAGCAAAAGCGCCACAUCGCCUUUGGAAGUGGUGAAGAUUAAAAGUCAAGUGGGAACAUUUCACUGCAAAAAAGGUUUCGGACAAACUUUUCUCAUCAUCUAUCAAAAUGAGGGAUUCAAAGGCUUUUGGAAGGGGAAUCUUGUCUCUUGCCUUCGCCUGUUCCCUUACACCGCAGUCCAUCUGACAACCUACAGAAAGAUAGUCCACCUUCACAUGGACGAACUGGGCUUCAUCUCCCAGGCGAGAGCCAUCGCUGCGGGCGGGCUGGCGGGCGUGGCCGCCGCCCUGGCUACGUACCCCCUGGAGGUUGCUGAGACCAGGUUGAUCGUCCAGAACAGCAGGGAGCCUUUGUAUGCUGGCGUUGUUCACACACUGGCCAAGAUCCACAGCACUGAAGGCCUACUCGCGCUCUACAGGGGCUUUUCCCUCACUGUCUUAGGAGCCUUUCCCUUCUCCCUGGGAUGCUACGUGGUGUACACAAACGUGGACAAAAUGUGGCAGGAGCCUCCUUUCCGCUUCUCGCCUCUCCAGAACUUCAUAAAUGGUUGCCUGGCAGCAGGAGUGGCACAAACGCUCUCCUACCCCUUUGAGACUGUCAAACGCAAAAUGCAGGCGCAGAGUUCCCGACUACCGCAUUUUGGUAGCGUUGAUGUGCAUUUCAGCGGCGUGACCGACUGUUUUGUACAGGUGGUCAAAAAUAAGGGCGUCCUCUCGCUCUGGAGUGGCCUUACCGCCAAUACGAUAAAGAUAGUGCCCUACUUCGGCCUCCUCUUCGCCUGCUUUGAGCUCUGCAAGCAGAUUUGCCUGUACCGCAACGGCUACAUCGUGUCACCGCUGAGCUACACGCCAGCGCCCGGCGUGGACCAGAGCCUCAGGCCGGCCGAGCUGCAGGAGGUCAAGCGCUACCUGAAGAAUAGGGGCUUUGGAGCAGCCAGCCAAUCCACCAUUGGAAACCGCUGGUGAAAAAAAUCCACGGAGGAGGAAAAAUCCUGAAUAUCUUCUGACAGUGCAAAAAUACACCUGUACAAGCUCAUACGAAAAACAAAAUGUGCCUUUACAGUGAACCCCUGUUUAUCACGAGGGAAACGUUCCAGACCCACCCAUGAUGAAAAGAUUGAUAUAGAGAAACCACUUAACAUUUUUAUAUAGUUUUACCUCUCCUACACAUGUGUAUGUAUACUGUAUAUACACACAGUGAAAACCCACAAAACGGUCACUUAUUAAUCUGUUGUGUUUUGAAAGGUAUUGAUUAAUACAUUUGUUAUAUGGCUUUUUACAAAGUGUAUGCUAUCUUACAAAGGGCCCUACUGUAUUUAUUUAUUGACUCUGAUCCAUUUUUACACAGCUUCUAACUUAUUUGCUCAAUUAUGCUACUUUUUGUCAUUUUAAUUCAAUGGGUUACCUUUUGUUAUUUCUCGAAAAAAGAGUAACUCUAUGUGUCAGUCUAAAACUAAGCAUGUGUACAGGCAACAUUUGAUCUCACUGAUGUGUCUAUACUUCGGAAACAAUCCUCUGCAAUAAUUGCGCUAUUAUAUGAUGCAUUCUACCUCUUUUCCUGUCAGUGUUAUAAAGAAGAAAGUACCGUUAUGUUUUGUUUAUAUACCAUUUCGCAGACUCACAAAGUGCUUUACAUGAAAUGCAGUCACGAACAGUACAGUCACUGCAUCAACAACUUCUCAAAACAAAUAAGUCCUACUAUUUUCAGCUGUGGUAUGCGUUUAUAACCUCCUUACAUCAAGGAGGUUUUAUCUGUUCAGUGCUGUAUUAAGAAGAUUACACACAACCCACACACCCCCAAUCUUCAUCGAAAAUAGUUAAAUGUCGGCAAAAGUGCCCUUAAUGCCUUCUAAUUUCUAUAAAUAGUGAAGUGCACAUUUCCACAUCUUUUGUCUUAGCUACUUCAAAAGGACUAUUUUAUAUCUUACUGUGCCUUAAUUGUUAUUUGGGUUAUCGUAGCACAUACAUUAAAAUAAACAAUGCUCUUUAUUGCUGUAAAUGGGGCCUCGAUGAAUAUUUGAGACUGCUGUACAAUGUGUGCGAUAGGACGUUUUGAAAUGAAAACUGAUGUUUUUAUUAUGUUUUGCAAGAAACAUAAUUUUCAUUUCAGGACUGACGUUUAUUAAAGCAAUGAUUCCCCACCA
Messenger RNA from Hippocampus zosterae (dwarf seahorse), 2368 nucleotides. RefSeq names its product solute carrier family 25 member 43 (gene slc25a43). Bases 153 to 1190 code for a protein of 345 amino acids. Lineage: Eukaryota; Metazoa; Chordata; Actinopteri; Syngnathiformes; Syngnathidae. Gene Ontology annotation, biological process: transmembrane transport. The transcript has 5 exons. The record is from RefSeq and is a predicted model, not a curated record.